UCCGCGUUUUACUUUCUUUUCCCAUUUCUCGAUUCUUUCAUAAGUCGUCUCAUCCUUCUGUGUAAAGGUUGCAGGAGAACCAAGGAAGGGAGCUUAGCGAUGAAGGAAUGCGAACUGUGCAAAUAUCCUGCACGGAUGUACUGUGAAUCCGAUCAAGCGAGUUUGUGUUGGGACUGCGAUUCGAAGGUUCACUGUGCUAACUUCCUCGUCGCGAGGCAUUUGAGGAGUUUGCUUUGUCAUGUCUGUCAAUUGCCAACCCCUUGGAAAGCUUCGGGAUCCAAGCUCGGACCGACGGUCUCGGUUUGCGAGAAGUGUGCUAAUAAUUGUAAUGGCAGGGAUGAGAGAAGUGAAGUAAACGAAGUUAACGAAGAAAGCGAGGGAGCAAAUGAGGAGGACGAUGAGAUUGCCGGAGAACGAGAUGAUGAUGAGGAGGAGACUGUUGACGGUGAUGAAGAUGAGGAUGAGGAUGAGGAUGAUGAAGAUGAGGAUGACGAGGGUGGAGAGAAUCAGGUUGUCCCCUGGUCUUCCACUCCGCCUCCACAGAUCGAGAGUUCUUCGAGUAGUGAUGAGUCUUCAAGUAGUGGCCGCAAACGAGGUAUUGCGGAAUCAACGAUGCCGUUUCCUUUAAAAAGGAUGCGUGAGAAUGCAGAUCUCGGUUGUCAUGAUAAUCUCGGCUGCUCGUCUUCCCACCCAAAUAACGAUACGGCGGUGGCGGCAACUGCGGCUGGGGUUUCAGACGACGAGGCGUCAUCCUCUUGUGGCUCGUUCAGGCCUUCCAAGAGCCUAAAGAGAACCUUGACGACUUCACCGGCCCAACCACCACCACCACCGGCGGCGGCGGCGGCGGCAGCAGUCGUGGUUUGCUCGCUCCAGAGAUUCCAGUACGAUGCACUACUCUCCGGCAAAGACUCGACUGCAACGAUACUGGAAAUCCGCAAACUAAGCAAAGAUUCUAGUGCCGUUGAUCUCGAUAAUCGUAACCGUCGAAUCUGA
Telopea speciosissima is the source of this 993-nucleotide messenger RNA. RefSeq names its product zinc finger protein CONSTANS-LIKE 9-like. Gene Ontology annotation, molecular function: zinc ion binding. The transcript is spliced from 2 exons. Lineage: Eukaryota; Viridiplantae; Streptophyta; Magnoliopsida; Proteales; Proteaceae. The record is from RefSeq and is a predicted model, not a curated record. Bases 100 to 993 code for a protein of 297 amino acids.